Cynocephalus volans (Philippine flying lemur) is the source of this 2223-nucleotide messenger RNA. RefSeq names its product PWWP domain-containing DNA repair factor 4-like. Bases 1 to 2223 code for a protein of 740 amino acids. The record is from RefSeq and is a predicted model, not a curated record. NCBI's taxonomy places the organism in Eukaryota, Metazoa, Chordata, Mammalia, Dermoptera, Cynocephalidae. The transcript has 5 exons.
AUGAGGGCGUGGGUGCGGGGAGGGCCCAGCAGACAUCUGAGGAGACAUCCUGGCUUGGGCGUCGGUCCCCUGGGGUGUGCGACCCGGGCCCGGCAGGCGAGCGCGUUGGGAGGGUGGCAGUGGGCCACGUGUGUGCGGUCUGGCGGGGAAGGGACCGUCCACGUAUGCCCCUCCUGCCCUGCCGGCCACCCGUCAGGAUGGACACUCGGGCCCCUGACGGUCACCAGGGGCGUCCGGGCCGGCGACCGGGCAGUGGCCUCGCCUGGAGGUCCAGGACCUGGGCGGCGGUUGUGUCCUCAGGUGACCCCUGGGCUUGAGAACCCAGCACCCUUGAGUACUCUAAAGAAGAGGGCGCCAACCUGUGCGAGCGCGCACCCUCGUUCGGGGAAGACUGUGUGCAGAUUGUCUCCAAGGUGCCACCUGAUCUCUGAAGAACAGUGCCCUUCAGAAGCAUGCAGCGGGGUAAAGGGUGUGCGGAGAAGCGGUUGGAGUGUGAGAAACAAGAGAUCCAGCUCACAGAACCGGACCUGCCUCCAUCCACGUGACGUUCGAAGAGUCCUGAAAGUGAAACUGGAGAAGCUGGAUGAGAGAAGAAAACUGGGCCGAGGAAGAAUACCAGAUGACCAGGAGACCAGUACGCCCUCCCAGAAGGUAGCUCAACAGCCGGCAAGUAGACCCCCUCGUAAAAAGUAUGGCAAACGCAAAGGGGUCGUUCGGAGGAGUGCCGGGAAGAGAGAAGCCUCAGGAUCACUGCCAGUUGGUGCAGAGAGUGAGGAUGCCCUGUGCGGUGACAAAUCACGGGUGCACACGACCUCUGCCCCUGCUCCAGCAGAAAGGCCAAUAAAGGCAUCACGGAGGUCCAGCGCGUGCCACGAUUUCCCGACACUGUCGGGACACGAGGGAGAGAAAGAGGGCAAGGCAAAGGCACAAGCCUCCACGGCUGCGUCCCGGCGUCCCACAGUCCUGGAGGAGGGUGCAUGUGCUAAUGAUGGACAGGUGGCCCCAUCCCAGCCACUGGGUCUCAUCCCCAGUGUGCCCAUAGCUCUGAACGCAGAGGCACAGGACACCUGGCCGAAGACCGUGGCUACUCACUCCGCGUGCUCUGCCCUCUCAGGGAAUGCUGAGGACCGUGGAGAGGGGGCCUCGAAGCCAGGCGUGGAAGGGGCGGCCGCUUCUUCCGGGUCCCCUGCCCCCUCCAGGUCCCCUGCCAUGAGGCCGCGUGAAUCCCUCUGUCUGGCAGACCGAAUUAGGAAGCUACAAGCGGCAGUUUCUUCAAAAGGACUGCAAGAACACCGACCUCCUGCUGACUCGAUGUCUAGGAAUCCCAUCCGCAAGGCUAAAAUGGAUGGCGCCGUGGUGAAGAGUGUCAGCGCGUCGGAGAAGACCGCACGGGUGCUCUUGAUUGAGGCAGACCUGCGCCAGGAGAGGAGCGGCAUCCGAGUUCCUCUUCGAAGACUGAAGCCCCUGGAUUGCAGAGAGAAAGACAGACUCCUGCAGAGAGCCAGGAAAGUGCACGAGCAAGGUGUUAACUGGUGUUUCUCCCUCAUCUCCCACUACACACAAGCCAUCGGCCGGGGUUCCUUCGUGGGCUCUUUCCUGGACUAUUAUGCCGCCGACGUCAGCUACCCACUCAGGAAAGCCAUCCAAGAGGGCCCGCUGGAGGUUGACUUUCCAAAGGUGAACUAUGCCGACCUGGAAGACUCUGAGGAGGAGACCUCCCUGGGCGGGAAGAGGCCCUGCAAGAGGAUUCUCCCCGACAGGAUGAGGGCCGCUCGGGACCGGGACAACCGCAAGCUGGUGGACUUCAUCGUGAAGAGAAGGGGGGCCGACCACCACCUCCUGGACAUCUUGAAGGGCAGGAAACAGUCCAGGUGGCUGACAUCAUUUCUGAAUUCACCAAGGCACAGGCUCUGCGUUGAAACGUACCUGGAAGAUGAGGACCUGUUGGAUGUUUUGACGAAACAUCUACAAGAAAUCUAUACACAAAUGGACAACACCAUGCUGACUCUCAUAAGAGACGACAAAGUAAAUUUUGUUCUGGAAGUUCUCCUGCCAGAAGCAAUCAUUUGUUCCAUCGCAGCACUUGAUGGGCUGGAUUACCAGGGGGCAGAAGAGAAGUAUCUGCGAGGGCCCCCCGUGCACUACCGCGAGAAAGAACUAUUUGACAGAAACGUCAUAAAGGAAAGGAGAAAGAGAUCAGCAACCAUGAGGACGGCUAACUAG